Polistes dominula (European paper wasp) is the source of this 2961-nucleotide messenger RNA. RefSeq lists its product as uncharacterized. Gene Ontology annotation, cellular component: nucleus. Gene Ontology annotation, biological process: regulation of transcription by RNA polymerase II. Gene Ontology annotation, molecular function: protein binding. Lineage: Eukaryota; Metazoa; Arthropoda; Insecta; Hymenoptera; Vespidae. The record is from RefSeq and is a predicted model, not a curated record.
GCAUGUUUAUAAUAGCGUAUGUAAUAAUACGAAUUAAGAUGGCUAAAUUUUGAUUAGAAGACUGCAACAAAUAAGAUAAGCAUUUUCUCGUGCAUUCGUAAAACCAAUGUUUUGUAAAGUAAUAAACCUAGAAAGUAAUUUAGCUCAGCAUUGUUUAAUGAAUAUCGUUAAAAAAUGUAUAAGUGAGACAUAUUGGAAUGCAACGAAUUUAGUCGAUCACAUACGUCUCAUCAAACAAUUUCGUGGUUUUUUUCAAUCUAUACGAGACAGAGGGAAAUCAACAUUUUGAUUGAUAUUCAUAUUAAAUAAUUUUAAUAGUUGUAAUCAUGGUUGAAAAUCCUAAUAAUUGUGUCCUGGAAUGGUCAGGCCAUGCAGGAUAUGUAACCGAAAGAUUCAAUGGAUUAUUGGCAAGUCAGGCACUCGUAGACGUUACUCUUGUGUGUGAAGAUCAAAAGCUUCGUGUUCAUAAAGUGGUUUUAGCUUCCAAUAGCACGUACUUUGAGGAAAUCCUGCAACAAGACCUGGGACAUGAACCUAUAAUCUUACUCAGAGAUUUAAGUUUUAAAGUAUUGAAGGCGAUGGUGGAAUUUAUGUAUCGAGGAGGAACGACUAUAUCUCAUGAAAAUUUGCCAUCCUUGUUAACUGCCUCAAAACUUUUUAAAAUAAAGGAGUUGGCAUGUAUAAUAGACACGGUAAUGAAAACACAAAAUUAUAGCAGCACUACUGAAAGUGUAACUCAAUUGCAUAAAAGUGAUAACGAAUCAUAUAUUAAUAAUAAUAAUAAUAAUAAUAAUAAUAAUAACGUUGAAAAACAUUGUUACGUUAACGCAAAAAAUGAUCUAACUAGUACAAAAUAUAAUUUUGAUAAUACUUUUAAACACGAGUUAUACGAAGAUUCGUACGAUAGCGAAAAUAACAACAUACAACAGAAUAAUACUACGAAUACUUUAUUAACGGAAGGUUUUAAAGAAAAUACACAAGAUAAGUUGUGUGCUAUAUUAAUAAACGACAAAGAAAGUUUAGAGAAUUAUCAUAAAAAGAUGAGUAAUAUGAAAACAAAUGAGGAAAUUUUAGAUUUAAGUAAAGAAACAGUAGAACCUUCUUUAAUAGAAAAUGUAUUAAUGAAAGAUCAUAAAGAAAAUAUUCAAGACGAAUCGUAUAAUAAAUCAAUACACGAUAAGGAAAGAUUAAAUAAUUAUAUAAAAAUGAAUAAUGUUAAGAUAAAUGAUGAAACUUUAGAUAAAGAUAUAGAAGUUAAACCUUUAUUAUAUGAACAGUGCUGUGAUGUUUUAGAUUUAACAGUAUCUAAGAAAUAUUCAGCAACCUUGCCGCAGUGUGCCCAAGAUAUUAAAUUAGAUGUCGCACAAAAUGUGAUCGAUAAUACGCCUGAUAAAAUAGGUAAAUGUAUCAAAGUUUAUACACAUAAAAAGCGAAAACCAGUGAUCAAUACAAAGGAUGAAUUAACACACCUAAACAAUUUGGUACCAAAUGAUACCAAUGCGGUAUCUUCUACUAAUUCUAUUGAUUUAUCGGAUGUGCAGUCUAGUAAUAGUAUACCGGUUACACUAUUAACACCCCUGGAUAUGGAAUGUGCUGAAUAUCUUUUUGGUUUAGAUAGUGAAUAUAUGCAAUCUGUGGCAGAAGGUAUGAUAAAUGAGCAACGAUCUUUAAUGAAAUUCAUAAACGACAAAGUACAACAAAUAGAAAAACCGGUUCUUAGGAGAAGCGUUAGAUUGAACCAACAAGAAAGUGAAGAUUUAACCAACAAUGCUAUAACAUUAAAAAAAUCUAUAGUAACCAAGAAACUUUUAGAUAAAACUAAUAUUCCCAGCAAAAUGGAAUCUUUUUCUAAAAGAAAACGUAAGAUAAAGAAAAGUGGUCGAAAAGCAAUGGAUCAAAACGUCAAUAACAUUACACGAGACAAUAGAAAAUGUUUGAACAAUCUACAUGCUACCAAAAAUUCUUCCAAAACUCAAAUCAAGAAGACCAUUAAUAAAUCCGAUUCAAAAUCUAAAACGAGUAACAAAGUUAAGUGCGAAAUGACGACGGUCGAUGACAACAUAGAUAAGAUGAACAUUUCCAUGGAAUUGUCGUCUGGUUUCCAACAAAACAAUGUAGGUCAAAUCAAUCGAGCUUUAUGGGGUGAUAUGUCGGAUAUCAUGGAACAUAGCAGUGGUAUCAUGGAUUUAACCGAUUACAGACCAAACGGUGAAAUCCCGUUUGCGGUUGGUUUGUUACCUUUGCGUACAGCGUUAGAAAGGAUGCAAGCAACACCAGAUUACCAACCACGUAAAACUCGCUCGUUUUUUGCACCAGUGAAACAAGAAAUAAAUAAUCCUCAUCAUCAUUAUCAUUAUCAUCAUCACAAACGAAAAAAUUCCUCUUUGGAAUCUAACGUCUUAGGUAAGAAGACAAAUUUAAAGAGCAUUGUUCAGGAUGACAAAACCAACACUGUUUGUCAUAUACAAAUAAGAGCAGCGCCUUCACAGUAUAUUAAACGUAAAAAAUUUCUUACUGAUCAUAUUACUGGUUUAAGUUCGGAGACCUUAGUAAAUAGACAAUGACAAACAUUAAUCCAGAUUUUUAGUCAAAUUUAAAAUUUCGAACGCGUUUAAUCCUCUCUUUUCUUUUUUUUUUUUUUACGUAAUGCAUACAAUGCAUUAUGAGACGAUGUACAAAAUCAAAGAUUUUACUUAUGUAAUUUAAUUGAACUUUUUAUCUAUAAAUUUCUUUUUUUCUUCUUCUUCUUUUAAUUUUCUUUUCAUUUUUUUUUCUUUUAAAUUUUAUUUCACUUCAUAAUUUUAUUGGAAUCAUCCGUCAGUACUUAUGUAAAGAAUUUAUUUAAAAAAUAAAUCAUUGAAGAGCUCACAAUUAAAUAAUGUAAUGUAAAUAAUAAAUAUAUACAAAUUUUCGAAUUUUUUUCAUCGUCGUCAAACUACGAUUAUCUCAAGCGUUUAUUUU